Messenger RNA from Bipolaris oryzae ATCC 44560, 1512 nucleotides. RefSeq lists its product as uncharacterized. Gene Ontology annotation, molecular function: iron ion binding; monooxygenase activity; heme binding. The transcript is spliced from 5 exons. NCBI's taxonomy places the organism in Eukaryota, Fungi, Ascomycota, Dothideomycetes, Pleosporales, Pleosporaceae. The record is from RefSeq and is a predicted model, not a curated record. The coding region runs from base 1 to 1512 and encodes 503 amino acids.
AUGGACAUCCCGCUCGCUGGCGCGUCGACGCACACUGCGCAGACGAUUGCAUUUGCUUCACUAGUCGUUGCGGCUAUUGCACUGUUCCCCAAGCUCAAUCUUCUGUUCAAUUUAUCUAAAAUACCGGAAUUUGGCACAGCCAAAAAUGGGGAGAAGCAACGCAGCUUUUACCUCAAGUACGCCAUCGAGCUAUAUCGUGAAGGCAACAAGAAGUUCACAGACUCCAUCUAUCGCAUGGCAGCAAGCGAUGAAAUCAAAUUCGUAAUUGUACCCGCCAAGUUUCUACCUGAGCUGAAGAAACUUCCCGACGACGUCCUUGACGUCCGCGAAGCUGUCUCCAAGGCUCUGGAAAGCAAAUAUUUACCUCACGAAGCGUUUGAUGAUAUCCUCACUCACAGCGCAAAAGCUGAUCUUACACCCGCAUUAGGACGCCUUAACGGCGAUAUUACUGAGGAAAUUGAUCUUGCCUUGGACCGAGCGAUACCACCAUGUAAAGACUGGACGAAUGUGAACAUCUAUAACAAACUACUCGAAAUCGUGGCUCAGGUGUCUGGACGCAUGUUUGUGGGAGCAGAGUAUUGUCGAGAUCCUACCUAUCUUGACCUUGCGGUCAACUUCACAAAUGACUUCAUGGGCGCAGUUCUUGCAAUCAAAAAUUGCAAUCCCUGGCUUCGCCGUUUCAAAGGACCGAGCCUCCCAGCAAAGCAGCGAUUUGAAGAAAGACUUCGGCGAUCGAAGGAAUUCCUCAGGCCUAUCGUUCUUGAGAGGCUAAGUGGAGAAAAAAAGUGCAAUGAUCUGUUGCAGUGGAUGAUGGAGCGUAGCAAGUCUCAUGGGUGUGGCAAUGAUGUCGAAGGGCACAUAAGUCGGCAGCUUACUGCAGCUUUCGCCGCUGUUCAUACAACCUCUAUGGUGUCUACCAACAUUUUGUACUCUCUCGCAGCAGCACCGGAGUAUCUCGAACCACUACGCGAGGAAAUCCGUACUGUGAAAGCUGCUCAUGGUGGGAAAUUGGAUAGUCGCGCUCUGCAGGAUUUGGUCAAACUCGAUUCCGUUAUGAAGGAAGUCAUGCGCAUGUUUCCGGCCAAUAUCACCGGCGUUGGUCGUUACGUCCGCAAGCCAAUCACUCUAUCUAACGGCCAGUAUAUUCCCGCCGGCGUGAUUAUCGAAUGCCCCGUCGACGCGAUCCAUUUCGACCAAGAUACUUACUCAGAUGCGGAUAAAUUUGAUGGCUUCAGAUAUUACAAGCUACGUCAAAAGGGUGAUACGGCCGAGCAUGCUCGUUCCCAAUUCGUUUCUUCGAAUGAGAGGGAUCUAGCAUUCGGAUAUGGCAAGCAUGCAUGCCCCGGGCGGUUCUUCGCAGCGAGUGAAAUCAAGAUUAUUCUGUCAAGGGUGCUCUUGGAGUAUGAUUUCAAGAUGCCUGAUGGGCGUACGAACAGAUACGACCAAAUUAGGCAUGAGAAGAUGCUUACACCGGACACGGAAAAGACAUUGCUCAUGAAACGCACCGUCUGA